UUCAAUAACUUUAUUCCCCCUCUCCCCCCCUUUUUUUUCAUUUUUCAAGCAUGGGAGGUACUAUACCACCUGCUCCGGAUAAUGCCUCUGCAGAGACAGUGAAGGACAAAACAGAGAAGCAGCCAGAGGAGCCAGUUAAGUCGCCAGAGCCCGAGAGUGAGGAGAGUGACUUAGAAAUUGACAACGAGGGGGUGAUUGAACCAGACAAGGAUGAUCCCCAAGAAAUGGGAGAUGAAAAUGUGGAGGUAACUGAAGAGAUGAUGGACCAGGCUGAUGAGAAGAAGAUAGAGGGCAUCCAUGCCCUAGGUGAAGGUGAACUUCAGAAAGCUAUUGACUUGUUCACUGAAGCAAUCAAGUUGAAUCCUCAUUUGGCCAUCUUGUAUGCUAAGCGAGCCAGUGUCUUUGUGAAACUACAGAAACCAAAUGCUGCCAUUAGAGACUGUGACAGAGCCAUUCAAAUAAACCCAGAUUCAGCACAAACCUACAAAUGGCGAGGGAAAGCUCACAGACUCCUGGGUCACUGGGAGGAGGCGGUACAUGACCUUGCAUUGGCUUGUAAACUGGAUUAUGAUGAAGAAGCUAGUGCCAUGCUGAAGGAGGUGCAGCCAAGAGCUCAGAAGAUUGUUGAACAUCGCAGGAAGUAUGAGCGCAAGCGUGAAGAAAAAGAAAUCAAGGAAAGGCUGGAGAGGGUGAAGAAAGCCCGAGAGGAACAUGAGAGAGCACAGAGGGAGGAAGAAUCCCGGCAACAGGCAGGAGGAGCUCAGUUUGGUGGCUUUCCAGGUGGGUUUCCUGGAGGAAUGCCUGGAGGUAUGCCAGGCAUGGCAGGGAUGCCCGGUCUCAAUGAAAUUCUUAGCGAUCCAGAAGUUCUUGCAGCCAUGCAGGAUCCAGAAGUUAUGGUUGCAUUCCAAGAUGUUGCCCAGAACCCAGCAAAUAUGUCCAAGUACCAGAACAACCCCAAGGUCAUGAAUCUUAUCAGCAAACUGUCAGCCAAAUUUGGAAGUCAACCAUAAAUUUCCUUUUAAUAAAAUCAUACAUGUAUGGAAAAAAGAAUCGAUUACUUAAUAGAUGCAGAUGUUGCAAUAACACAAACCAUUGUACCUCUGAUCUUCUUAUGAAGAGAAGUGGGGUGCUCUAAAGAGAGCCUGCCUCUUGCCCCCAUGCAUCAAACUUUUUGCAAAGAUUGGUUACGUACACUUUCGAUCCUUCCUCUCUACCCAAGAGUUGCAACCAUUUGUUACAGGAAUUAAAUGCUAACUCCUUUGAAUUAAGCCUUAUAAUAGAUUGUAUUCUUUCAAUAAAUGGUCUGAUUUAGCAAAAAGUGGUUUUUAAUGCAAACUGUCAUCUUGGCUUUCACUUCCCAAUGAAUAAAGAAACAGGAAUUAUAAUAGCAGGGUCUGUUAUUAGCCUUAUGAGACAAGAAAAUUGGUCUAAUUGUACAGGGAGUUAAGGUGGGGACAAUUAUUUUCAAGUGUUAACUAAAUGAAGGAGGUGUCUGCAGGUACUUUUACACACCCUUAUAUUCACUUUACAUUUUGAUGAGUCACUGACUUCAGAUGGUGGUUAGAGCAAAACCAGUAAGUGUCACCAGUAUUGUAACAAAUUAUACACUGGAACUUCUGGCAGUACUGCCAACAAUGUUUAAAACUUAAAAUUGCCACUCUGUGGCUAUCCUUUACUCAUUCUGUUAUGAAACACAUUUUCUUGCAAAUACAGCUGAGGUUAGAUAGUUUACUUGCUAUAUUCCUGUCCAGCUUAUUGAUGUAAUACUGUGUAUUAUCUCUGCCCAAGUGGAUAAGGGAGAGCACACUACGGUCUGUAGCUCUGCACUUCUUCCCUGAUUGGCCAGACUAGUCAUACUCUUUCUGAUGCGACAACUUUUUUGCCAGGCUUCAUCUGUUUGAAUGUUAAAUAGAAGGAAACUUGUCCCUACCACAGCCUCUCUAUCCUGAACACAGGGAGUGAAAUGCUACGUCCUUUAAAGGCAGGAUAAACCCCACAAUAAAGCAACUCUGGGCUCUGAGGGAGUCUGAGUCUUAAUAUGCUUACAAAUGAACUCUCUGGCCAAAGUCUUCAACUUUCGUCUCUGUCCUCUCAUCUGUUCAGUCAGAGCAGUAGAGCCCUUUCCUACCACAGACACCCAGUCUUCCAUCUUGAUAUUAAGAAGAAAGUUAAUGCUAUUCCAGUUAACACUUGAGUUCAAUUCAUGGUUCUUCAGGUUUGGGAUAAGUAGGAGAAAAGUGCAUAUCUUUAACACUUUGUGAAGUUACAGCAUGGAUAUCCUUGGAACAAUGUGUCUUUGCUGGUAUGUUCAAUUGGUUUGGAACUAACACAGUGCAGACACUUGCUGCUUCCAUUUGUUUUUUGUCUUUACUAAACAUUGCCUCCUGCUCAUGUUGGAAAGUUUAUCAUAACUAGUUUCUGGUCAUUUUUGGGUCUUCUGAAAGUUUUUCUGUCUUGUGAUCUUGUAAUUCUAUAUCUUAAGCCAUAAUGGAUGUCACUUUUUAAUUAAAUCUGAACUUGUUUAAGAACUCAACAACAGAUGUAAAAAUAACACAGACACACACACAAAUGCUUUAUUUCUCAUACUAAUAACCCUGCAAAAUGGAAAGAGAUGUGAAUUCUUUUUUGCUUAAUAAAUAUAGUUCUGAAAGACUUAGUUGCCUUUAAAAUAAAGUAUGGUUUUGAAAAAU
This is a messenger RNA of Pelodiscus sinensis (Chinese soft-shelled turtle), 2690 nucleotides long. NCBI's taxonomy places the organism in Eukaryota, Metazoa, Chordata, Testudines, Trionychidae. The record is from RefSeq and is a predicted model, not a curated record.